Molecule: messenger RNA, 3362 nt
Organism: Macadamia integrifolia
Lineage: Eukaryota; Viridiplantae; Streptophyta; Magnoliopsida; Proteales; Proteaceae
Product: pantothenate kinase 2-like
Exons: 22
Coding region: 226-2877 (883 amino acids)
Biological process (GO): coenzyme A biosynthetic process
Cellular component (GO): nucleus; cytosol
Molecular function (GO): ATP binding; pantothenate kinase activity
Source: RefSeq, a predicted model, not a curated record
AAAAAGUAGGAAAACCCUUUUGACGAAUUUUGAUUCGGCUAUUCCUAUAUUCUAAUGAAAAGCUGUGCGGUGUAAAAGAGUAUCUGGUGCUUUGGGUUGUUGCAGAUAGUGGAUGCUGGACGUUAUCGGAAAUAAUGGGAAUCGUAUUUUAUAGACACGAGACCCACCAAACACGCUUGCGCAUACAAUUGGGGUUAGGCAGCAGGUGGAAGGAAGUUGGGAUUAAUGGCUAGUACAAAUGAAGGCCCAGUUCUUGAAGCCAUCACUACAAAAAAGGCUACUGAGGAGGGCUUGGUGGAUAAGGAGGAAGGUGAGAAAUCCGAGGGCACUGAAAUAGAAAUGGCGCCGAUAGCCGCUAACUCAAUUCACAGAUCAAGCUCCCGGCCUCAGCUCGAUCUCAGUGGUGCUGCAAUUCAGGGGAAUUUUGAGGAGAGGGAUCCAACAAUUUUGUUGCCUAACCAGUCUGAUGACAUAUCUCAUUUGGCUCUGGACAUCGGAGGAUCUCUGAUCAAGUUGGUAUAUUUCUCAAGACAUGAGGAUUGUUUAGUUGAUGAUAAGAGGAAGAGGUCUUUGAAGGAGAGAUUAGGGGUUACAAAUGGUAAUAGAAGGUAUCCUAUUCUUGGUGGAAGACUGCAUUUCGUGAAGUUUGAGACAGCUAAGAUUAAUGAAUGCUUGGACUUUAUUUCUUCGAAGCAGCUGACUGGUGGAUUGGAUUCACACAGUUGGCAUUCCACGGUUCCAUCCAAUGAUAAUGCAAUAAUUAAGGCCACAGGUGGUGGAGCAUACAAAUUUGCAGACCUUUUCAAAGAGAGGAUUGGAGUCGGUCUUGACAAGGAAGAUGAAAUGGAUUGUCUUGUGGCUGGAGCGAAUUUUUUGCUUAAGGCAAUCCGGCAUGAGGCUUUCACACACAUGGAGGGUCGGAAAGAAUUUGUGCAGAUUGACCACAAUGAAUUGUUCCCUUAUCUCCUUGUUAAUGUUGGAUCUGGUGUUAGCAUGAUCAAGGUGGAUGGAGAGGGGAAGUUUCAGCGAGUUAGCGGAACAAACGUUGGUGGUGGUACUUAUUGGGGUUUGGGAAGACUUUUGACAAAGUGCAAGAGCUUUGACGAGUUGUUGGAGUUGAGUCAGCGAGGGGAUAAUAGGAAAAUAGACAUGCUUGUUGGAGACAUCUAUGGUGGUAUGGAUUAUUCCAAGAUUGGUUUGUCUGCAUCAACCAUUGCUUCUAGCUUUGGGAAGGCUAUGUACGAAGACAAGGAGCUUGAAGACUACAGACCUGAGGAUAUCUCCUUGUCACUCCUACGAAUGAUUUCAUAUAAUAUCGGACAGAUCUCAUACUUGAAUGCACUUCGAUUUGGGAUCAAGCGUAUCUUUUUUGGAGGAUUUUUUAUACGAGGUCAUGCAUACACUAUGGAUACUAUUUCCUUCGCUGUACAUUUCUGGUCAAAAGGUGCGGCACAGGCAAUGUUUUUGCGGCAUGAGGGUUUUCUGGGAGCAUUAGGCGCUUUCAUGAGCUAUGAAAAGCAUGGUCUUGAUGAUUUGAUGGCCCAUCAUUUGGUGGAACGGUUCCCAAUGGGUGCGCCCUAUGUAGGAGGAAAGAUUCAUGGUCCACCACUUGGAGACUUGAAUGAGAAGAUUUCUUGGAUGGAGAAGUUUGUGCAGAAGGGCACUGAGAUUAUUGCCCCUGUACCAAUGGCUCAACCAGGAACCACUGGCCUUGGUGGUUUUGAAGUACCUUCUUCCAAAGGAGGUACUCUGCGUUCUGAUGCAAGUGCUGCUUUAAACGUUGGUGUCCUUCAUUUGGUACCUACAUUGGAGGUGUUUCCAUUACUGGCAGAUCUGAAAACGUAUGAGCCUAACACCAUUGACCUAUCCACUCAUGGUGAGCUUGAGUAUUGGUUCACUGUGUUGUCCGAGCAUUUGCCAGACCUUGUGGAUAAGGCAGUUGCUAGUGAAGGUGGAACAGAUGAUGCUAAAAGAAGAGGGGAUGCAUUUGCUCGUGCAUUCUCUGCCCACUUGCGGAGGUUAGUUCCAUUUAAGACUGAUUUCCCUCUUCCACCUGAGUUACUUUCAGAGAUUAAAAUCUCUCUCAGUUUCUGCUCAUUGGAUUUGGAGUUGCUAGGGCUUGCAUUCACUGAGGAAACAAGAUUGCUUGCCCUUAUUGAAGGUGUUCUUGCGGCAAAUAUCUUUGAUUGGGGUUCCCGUGCUUGUGUGGAUCUCUAUCAUAAAGGAACUAUUAUUGAAAUAUAUCGUAUGAGUCGCAAAAAGAUGCAACGACCUUGGCGGGUAGAUGAUUUUGAUAUCUUCAAGGAAAGAAUACUUGGUUCUGGAGACAAAAAUCCGCCACCACAUAGAAGAGCAUUGCUUUUUGUAGACAACUCUGGUGCUGAUGUUGUUCUUGGGAUGCUUCCACUGGCACGGGAACUUCUCCGCCGUGGAACUGAGGUUGUUCUGGUUGCAAACUCACUCCCAGCACUAAAUGAUGUGACUGCAAUGGAACUUCCUGAUAUUGUAGCGGAGGCUGCCAAGCAUUGUGAUGUCCUCCGCAAGGCUGCUGAAGCAGGUGGCCUGCUUGUGGAUGCAAUGAUAAACGUCCAAGAUGGUUCAAAAGAGAAUUCAUCAAUUCCUUUGAUGGUUGUCGAGAAUGGGUGUGGUAGUCCAUGCAUCGAUUUACGGCAGGUCAGCUCAGAGCUAGCUGCUGCUGCAAAAGAUGCAGACCUGAUAAUCUUGGAAGGGAUGGGUCGUGCUCUCCAUACAAAUUUCAAUGCUCAUUUUAAAUGUGAUGCUCUGAAGCUUGCAAUGGUGAAGAAUCAGAGGUUGGCAGAAAAACUGAUCAAAGGAAACAUAUAUGAUUGUGUCUGCCGAUAUGAACCAGCCUGUUGAGAGCUUGCAUCAUCAGAGUUCAAACAUGUGCCCCAAUGUUUGUAUUUUCUCAACUGAGACAGAUGGUAAGGGGGAAUUAUCAAUUGAAUAGAUCACCUUGCUCAUUGAUGUUGAACUUUCCUUCUAGAUGAAAAAAAAAAUUGGCUUGGAACUUGUGCACUUCGACAAAUUUAGUAGCUGGCUUUGAACCAAUUUCUCUGAUCAUACCGUUUAAAAUUGAGGAAAUUUCAGUUUUAAUUACUGUAAAACGUGGACACUGGCUUACUAUGAUGCUCUAUGUAUACUUGUCUUCUAGUUCCUUUGUUGUAGUAUGUCAAAUUACAGAUGUAAUUUAGUUGUUUUUGGUUGUCUUUGAUCUCUGUUGAUUGCACUUGGAGUCCUUCUAAUAGUGGCUGCCAUUUUUUGUAUUUUUCUUUUCUUUUCCUUAAUACGAUACAUUUACCUAUGAAAAAAUAUAAAUGAGGACGUUUGGGAAGGUGUAUGUA